GGGUCUGAGCACUUGACCUCUCUUUGGUUUCCAGCCUGGGAAGGGCUGACAGGAUCCAGCAUUUCGUCCUAGGGUCAGCAAAGGGCAGAGGUUUGAAAUUAGGCAUUGCUGGGUUCUCAGCGGGACCACUAAGGCGCCCUCCUCCCACUCUACAGAGAAAAGAGGAGGUGGCUGAAGAGAGGAAGACGUGAGAUUGGUUCUCUGCUGCUCCCUCUCUCUCCCUGCUUCUCCCCACACCCAUCCUCUCCCCCUCAGCAGCCGUCUCCCCCACAAAGACUGGGAAGAGGGAGGGGGCGGAGUUGGGGACUGAAGGAUCAGAAGCCCCACGGUGCCCGCAUCUGAAGGAAGCUCUGGCCAGGGGCAGCUGUGUUGGCUCAUGCUCCCCACCUCCCACUGCAAGAUGCUGGGGAUUCUGGGGCUUUGGGCACUGCUUCCCACAGCUGUGCAAGGUAAGUGUCUACAGGGAGGAGCAGGGUCCUUCCACCUACCCAUUAAAGGAGGGGGCACUUGAAGCAGCAGCCACCCCUUUGGAAGAGUGGUGAUGGGGUGGGCAAGUGAAGGUGACGGGUACAGCUAUGGGUCCCCUUGGUGGGGGUCAGGUUCCAGGCCUCUGCUGACCCUGUUUCCUCCUGUGGCUUUACCAGGCUGGCCCUGGGAUAUAAAACAUGUUUUGUCUCUCUUUGGCUGCUGUUUUUGCCCCUGCAUUCACUCUCAUCUCGAACCCUCCCCUCUCCUUACCCUGGGCCGCAGCACCCCCAGGCAGGCGGACCUGUGUGUUCUUUGAGGCCCCUGGAGUGCGGGGAAGCACCAAGGAUCUGGGGAAGCUGCUAGAUGCAGGACCAGGGCCCCCCAGGGUUAUCCGCUGCCUCUACAGCCGCUGCUGCUUUGGGAUCUGGAACCUGACCCAAGACCAGGCACAGGUGGAGAUGCAAGGAUGCCGAGACAGUGAUGAGCCAGGCUGUGAGUCCCCCCACUGUGAUCCGAGCCCCCGAGCCCAUCCUAGUCCCAGCUUUACUCUCUUCACCUGCUCCUGUGGCACUGACUUCUGCAAUGCCAAUUACAGCCAUCUGCCUCGUCUGGGGAGCCCUGGGACACCUGGUUCCCAGGGUCCCAAGGCCAUCCCAGGCGAGUCCAUCUGGACGGCACUGGUGCUCCUGGGGCUGCUCCUUCUCCUGCUGCUGCUGAGCAACAUCAUCUUGGCCCUGCUACAACGGAAGGCCUGCCCAGUGCACGGUGGGCCAGAGCCAGGGCCAGAGCCGGAGCCGGAGCCACACUCAGGCAGGGACUGGAGUGCCGAGCUGCCGGAGCUGCCCGAGCUGUGCUUCUCCCAGGUAAUCCGGGAAGGAGGUCACGCAGUGGUGUGGGCCGGGCGGCUGCAAGGCAAGCUGGUAGCCAUCAAGGCCUUCCCCCUGAGGGCUGUGGCCCAGUUCCAAGCUGAGAGAGCAUUGUACGGGCUGCCGGGCCUACGGCAUGACCACAUUGUCCGCUUGAUCACCGCCAGCAGGGGCAGCCCUGGUCCCCUGCCCUGUGGGCCCCUGCUGGUACUGGAACUACACCCCAAGGGUUCCCUGUGCCACUACUUGGCCCAGCACACCAGUGACUGGGGAAGUUCCCUGCGGAUGGCACUGUCCCUGGCUCAGGGCCUGGCGUUUCUCCAUGAGGAACGCUGGCAGGAUGGCCAAUAUAAACCAGGUAUCGCCCACCGGGAUCUGAGCAGCCAGAAUGUGCUCAUUCGGGAUGAUGGGUCAUGCGCCAUUGGAGACCUGGGCCUCGCCUUGGUGCUCCCUGGCCUUGCCCAGCCCCCAACCUGGGCUCCUACUCAACCCCGAGGCCCAGCUGCCAUCAUGGAGGCUGGCACCCAGAGGUACAUGGCACCGGAGCUCUUGGACAAGACUCUGGACCUACAGGACUGGGGCACGGCCCUCCGGCGAGCUGAUGUUUACUCUCUGGCUCUGCUCCUGUGGGAGAUCAUGAGCCGCUGCCCAGAUUUGAGACCCGACAGCAGAACACCACCCUUCCAACUGGCCUAUGAGGCAGAACUGGGUAGCACCCCUACCACCUGUGAGCUGUGGACCUUGGCAGUGGAGGAGAGAAGGCGCCCUCACAUCCCAUCCACCUGGUGCUGCUUUGCCACAGACCCUGGCGGCCUGAGAGAACUCCUGGAGGACUCCUGGGAUGCAGACCCAGAAGCACGGCUGACAGCUGAGUGUGUACAGCAGCGCCUGGCUUCCCUGGCCCGUCCUCAGGAGGCCCACCCCUUCCCACAGGGCUGUCCACAUGGCUGCCCACCUCUCUACCCAGAAGACCGUCUCUCCACUCCUCCGCCCUGCCAUUCUCCCUCGUAGGCCUCAGCUGAGUGUCUGCCACUUGAGUGUUCAGCAAGGCCCUUGUUCCAGAAAUCCUCAACCUGCCAGUACCAGUUCUCAUGCGUAAAUAUGCAGUCUAUGUAGAGUCGGUGUACAUGGAAACAUAAAUAUGGUGAUCAGAUACCUGUCUGCUCUGCCUCACCACGGCCUUUCCUACUUGUCAAAUGCUUGGAUGGAUCCUUCCCUGGGUAUCCAAUCCACUGCUUCUGAACAGUGACUGGUGGGGGGAGGGGUGUGCACAGGAAAGAGAUAAAGUCAGCUUCCCUGACUCUAUGUCCUGGUCCUGAGGCCUUCCUCCCUUCCAGUGAUCCUGCAUUCCUGUCUCUCUCCUUUUCCUUCUCUUUCAUAAGCCUUUAUUUGGUGGGAUCUCACACUGGCACUGGGAAAAGGAUGAGAAAGAUGAAAUUGCUGCUCUGAAACUGCUCCGAGACCCACAGCUCAUUUUGUUGGCCACCCAUACAGUGUCCUGGGGCAGUAUCCUCUCCUGAGGCUUGAGUGGGGAGGCCUCACAGAGCACAGGAUGCUUGAGAUGUGUCUUGAGGACCAGGAGUUUUCCAGGAGUGUUGGAGCAGUAGGACAUUUCUGGCCCAGUGAGCUGUACUGUCAUGUGGUGCAGUAAGAAACUGCAAGGAGGACUUCCCUGGUGGCACAGGGGUUAAGAAUCCACCUGCCAAUGCGGGGGA
This is a messenger RNA of Delphinapterus leucas (beluga whale), 3049 nucleotides long. NCBI's taxonomy places the organism in Eukaryota, Metazoa, Chordata, Mammalia, Artiodactyla, Monodontidae. The record is from RefSeq and is a predicted model, not a curated record.